Haliotis rubra (blacklip abalone) is the source of this 3865-nucleotide messenger RNA. Its product is annotated as cyclin-F-like. Lineage: Eukaryota; Metazoa; Mollusca; Gastropoda; Lepetellida; Haliotidae. Gene Ontology annotation, biological process: mitotic cell cycle phase transition; regulation of cyclin-dependent protein serine/threonine kinase activity. Gene Ontology annotation, molecular function: protein binding; cyclin-dependent protein serine/threonine kinase regulator activity. The record is from RefSeq and is a predicted model, not a curated record. Gene Ontology annotation, cellular component: cytoplasm; centrosome; cyclin-dependent protein kinase holoenzyme complex. The transcript has 14 exons. Bases 125 to 2449 code for a protein of 774 amino acids.
CAAUCAGCGACGCGGACCGUUGAUUUCGUAGCGAUUAAGUGGCGACGGACUAAACUCGACGAUCACAGUCAACUAUCUUGUCUGUUUGCAUGAAUCUGGAUUCAUCUUUGGCAAAUUUUACGAUAUGAAAGUAAUACAGAGUAUAAGUCGGCUGCAGCGAUCACCUGAGAAUGUUUUCAUCCCUGUGCACACACAACUGCGUCCCCGUACACGCAGCAGUGUCACUAUAUGGCAUCUUCCUGAAGAAAUACUCCUACAUUUUCUUAAAGGUCUACAGAUUAAAGAUUUGCUGAACAUGAGGGUGGUUCAUCCCUACUUCCUGCAACUGAUCGACACACACACCUCUAUCUGGACCGCAGUUACAUUCCACAACUGCUGGCCAUCCCCUGCCAACCUUCAACAUUUCCAGAGAGCUCAAGAAAAUGGUAACCUGGAAGCCUUAAUCAAGCUUGCUGUGGCAUACCUCUACAGCGAGGGAUUGCCAAGUCCUGCAACCUCUGAACUGUGUCCAUCCAAUGGUAACCGUGCUGCGGAGCUGUUCUGUAAGACUGAAGCUCUCACCCCUAACACAGUCCCUUUCACAUGGCUCUUUAUCCGCCCUCCAUGGUCUGUGAGUGGCGCCUGCUGCAAGGAGGGUGUCUUUCAGUUCAUGAAGAAAUACCUAGAGAAGGAAGUCAACCGAGAUAUCAGUGUUUGUGUUGGGAAGAUGUUGCAACUCCUGGAUGGGGAAGGUACUGAGGCAGCUGCCGUCCACUACUUACAGUUGGCUGCCAAGCAUGGGUCAGCUGAUGCAGCACUUGCAUUGUGGGAGUUGCAGUAUUCACAGAGGGUAUUAGACAAAGCAGCUGAACUAGAAAGUAUGCGCCAGUUGCGUGAUGUGGCCAGUAUGGGAUGUCUGAACGCCCGACUGUAUUUGUGCAAGUUUUAUGCAUCUGGGAAAUAUGGUGGCAUAUCUCGCUCUCAAGUGGCAGCGUUCCUGAGAGAAGUCUUUCAAACUACCUCUCCCACAGGCACUCACAAGACGUUCCAGAACCACAGAGACCUCACCCCAUCCAUGAGAUACAUCCUUGUUGACUGGCUGGUAGAAGUAGCAGGGAUGAAGGACUUCUCCACCCUCACCCUCCAUGCUGCCGUCAACCUGGUGGAUCGAUUCCUGCAGGUGCAUGCUGUUCCCCGCUCUCAACUGCAGCUCCUGGGAGUAGCAGCUAUGGUUAUUUGCUCAAGAUUCCUUGGCAAGGAUAUUAUCACAAUCCGUGAGGCGGCCUGGCUCACUGACAGCACCUACAGCUAUGAGGAUGUAGUGAGGAUGAUGGGAGAGAUCACAGCCACAGUGCGGGGCAACAUUCGGGUGGCUACCAGCCUGGACUACGUGAACAUACUGACUGUGCUGGCACCAGGCAUGGACCGACGCUGUACCAAACUUGCCGAGUACAUCUGUGAACUGAGCUUGCUGCAGGCUGAGAUGGGACAGUACAGCCCAGCUGAGAUUGCUGCUAGCUGUGUCCUCCUAGCUCGUAUUCUAGUCAAAAUGGAAACCCCCUGGCCCUCUAUGAUGGAAGAGUUCACAGGGUUUUCAGUGGAAGACAUUAGCAGGUGUGCCUUCCAUGUCCAUGAGAAAUGCUUCAUGGAGGGGUCAGUUGUAGACCAUCGUGACAUCACUCUACAAGCAGUCAAACAGAGAUACUCGGAUGAGAAAUACCACUGUGUCAGCAAUAUUGAUAUAAUGAGUUACGAACAGCUCUGCUCAAUCAUGGGUGUAACAGAACACGUCCUGCAUGGAACUGACGUGAAGCUCCGAUUCAAGAAUGCAGAUGAACUCAUUGUCUCACCAUCACGGGGGAAGAGUCGCAGUCACAGAACUAUCAAACGCAGUAUGGAACGUGAGAAAGCCUCAACUCCAACUGUUGAAAAGUGGGAAUUCCCAGAGAGCGCAGUGAUGUCAGGUUAUGAUGGUGACCAUGAAGAUGAUGAUGAGGAAUCAUUUAUGGAACUUAAUGACUCCAUAAACAGUGUGAUGACCUGUGACAGCUCUGACCUGACCAUCGACUCCGACAGUGACACAUACACUGCAUGUCUUUCAAGCUUCUGCAAUGGAGAAUCCAGUUUGGGAGGAAUAAAAGUGAAGCUGCUGGGUGCCUCCUCCUCAUCUUCCCCUUGCCUCCCUUUCCCCACCAGCUGCCGGUGUGCUCAGUCUUCCUCCACCUCGGGCGUCUCCUCCCCCAGCAGCCAGUCUAGUCCCUCCCCACAAACAAAACGCACAAAGUGCAAUUUCCGCAGUUUCUCUUGCUACUCCAUGUCUCACAGUGACUAUGACACUAAAAGCCCAUUCGAGGAUUCCUUCACCACAAGAAAGAGUCCUCGCACAGCAACGCAGAUGACCUCGCCAAAUGCUUUAAAAAGAAAGAGUCGUAAAAGAACAAGUAACACUGGAGGAAACAGUAUAUCCUAGAUGGCCUGCACAGUUGCGAGCUUGUUGGGUCAAGCUGCAGACUGGGCAGACAACUUAUGAUAUGUCCAGUAUGUGUUGUGGAAAUAGUACAAGUAUCACUGACAAAGUGUUUACAUUGUCAAGUAAGCUUGCUCACAAAUCAAUCAUGUCCAACUGUUCCGAGUCAGUAUCUUAUAUGUGAUAAUACCCCAUGUGGCUGAUGUCAGCUCAUUGCUGACUGAACAUGCCCCAUGUUCGUAACUCAGGUGCUAACUCAGUGAAACUGAAACCUCAGUCAGGCUGUCUCUUUCAUUGAUCAUAUGAUCUCCUGGCCUGUGAUACACUUUGGGUGAAUGAAUGACGUUUUCAUCUUCCAGAGGUAUGCCUCAAGUUGACGGCUGAACAGAAUGAAAUGACCCCCUCAACUUGUGCUAUUCCUCUGAUGUGAGUGACUGGUUAUUACAAGUGCUAUGUGUGUAAAUUAUAAAGAGCAUUAUUGUUUAUUUGUACAUGAAGUUGUAUUAUUUAUGAAACGUCCAUCAGUAUUGUUCAAUGCUGUUUUGUGUAUUUCUGUACAUAGUUGUUAAGUUGGAAGAGAGAAGUCCAGUACAACUUGGUCAUCUAGAGUAGCACGGAGGCUACACAAGCUCUCUGUUGUCUAGUUGCACAUGUUGAUUAGCUUGUAAAAUCAUUGAGAAAAUUAUCAAAUGUUUCAUGAAUCCUGCAUACCAUGGUUUCUUAACAAAUUAGAUUUUUCACAUACAUGUCAUAAUCAAAAUAUCUUUUGGAAGAAGUAUUGUGACCAGUGUUUUAUAUUUACCACAGUGCAGUUGCUGCCUCCUUGGACAGAAACAUCUGGUACUGACACUCUUGCUCAGGGCAUUAUUCUAGCUCCUCGCCAUAUUUUAAAUGGCCUAUUUUUUAAAAUCAAUUUACAGUAUUCAUUAUGUGCUUCCAUUUUGUAAGAAAAUCUUUACAUAAAAAGUAUGUAUGAGUUAUGUGGCAUAAGAUUACUUGAUGAAAAUGUUAAAGGAUGUGUUGGAAAAUAUUGCCAUAAUGAUGAAAACAAGUGAAUUCAGCAUAAUCUCUGAAAACCUCAUUAAAUCUGCAGAGAUUGUAGAACUUUAUCAUAAGGAAUUGGUAUGUGAGGAACAAGCAAUUUAUUUAUUGAAACAUUGUGAGAGGAAGACAGUUUGCAUGGAGAUAAUUGUGACAGUGUCAGGGUGGCUCACUCUACUCAACCCGCUGACAUGGUUGGAGGCAUUGUCACCAUGUUACCAAGUUGGAGCUGUGUUACCAAGAAAAGCCUAGUAUGUUGGAUGUUGGGUGCAUGAGGUUUGAAUGCAACUGAGAGCUGAUAUGCAGAUCUGUGAAUGUCAACACUGAUAUUGAGACAUAUUUAUUAUUUUUUUGUAAUAAACACAAAUACCAAAUUUA